AUGUCGGCUGAUCGCGAGGUUGAGCUUGCCCAACCCCACAAUGACUCCCCCGUCGAGCACAUCGUCGUGAGCAACGAGAAAGACGAUAUAUCCAUUGACAAGGAGAAUGGUUCCGUCACCCCCGACGGCGGGGAGCCCACCGAGGACGAGAAGCGUUCUCUGCGUCACGUCGCCGAGAACCUGCCCGUCUCCGCCUGGUUGGUGGCCGUGGUCGAGCUGUGCGAGCGGUUCACCUACUACGGUAUGUCUGGUCUGUUCCAGAACUACGUCCUGCGCCCGCUUGACGGCAGCGAGGGCCGUGGUGCUCUCGGUAUGGGCCACCAGGGUGCGACUGGUCUGACCACUUUCUUCCAAUUCUGGUGCUAUGUGACCCCCAUCCUCGGUGCCAUUGUGGCCGAUCAGUACCUCGGCAAGUACAAGACUAUUGUUUGGUUCUGCGGUAUCUACCUGAUCGGUCUUUUGAUCCUAGUCUGCACUUCCAUUCCCAGUGCUCUGGAGCACGGUGCCGGCCUUGGUGGCUUCAUCGUGGCUAUUCUGAUUAUCGGCCUGGGUACCGGUGGUAUCAAGUCCAACGUGGCUCCUCUGAUCGCCGACCAGUACAAGCGCAAGAAGAUGGCCCUCAAGACCCUUCCCAAGGGUGAGCGCGUGGUCAUCGAUCCAGCCCUGACCAUUCAGCGCAUCUACAUGAUCUUCUACGGCUGUAUCAACAUCGGUUCGCUCUCUUUGCUGGCCACUCCCUACAUGGAGCUGUACAUCGGCUUCUGGUCCGGCUACCUGCUAUGUCUCUGUAUGUUCGCCGCCGGUACCGGUGUUCUCAUCUUCGGCCGCAAGUACUACGUCGUCCGUCCCCCGCAGGGCUCCAUCAUCACAGACGCCUUCAAGGCCCUCUGGAUCAUGGUCAAGAACCGCAACAUGGACGCUCCCAAGCCCAGCUGGCAAGCCGAGCACAGCGGCAAUCAACUCACCGUCCCCUGGGACGACCACUUCAUCGACGAGCUCAAGCGUGCCCUUGUCGCCUGCCGCGUUUUCGCCUUUUACCCCAUCUACUGGGUCGUCUACGGCCAGUUCUCCAGCAACUUCGUUACCCAAGCCGGCCAAAUGGAAGGCCACGGCAUCCCCAACGAUCUCAUGCAGAACUUCGACCCAAUCUCUAUCAUCGUGUUCAUUCCUUUGCUUGAGACCCUGGUCUACCCCCUGAUGCGCCGUUUGAAGAUCCCCUUCCGCCCCAUCACCCGUAUUUCUCUCGGUUUCAUCGUCGCCUCCCUCGCAAUGAUGUACGCCGCCAUCGUGCAGCACCUAAUCUACUCCGCUGGACCCUGCUACGGACACCCCCAGUGUGAUGCCUCUAUCGUCGACGGCGCAACUACCGGCAACAGAGUGCACAUCGCCAUUCAGACCCCGGCCUACGUCUUCAUCGGUAUCUCCGAGAUUUUCGCCUCCGUCUCCGGUCUCGAAUACGCCUACACCAAGGCCCCCCCCUCGAUGAAAUCCUUCGUCCAGUCGAUGUACCUCCUCACCAACGCCUUCGGUUCCGCCCUCGCCGAAGCCCUCACUCCCGCCGCCUUCGACCCCGCUAUCAUGUGGAUGUUCGUCGGUCUGGCCUGUGCUUCCUUCGCAUGCGGUCUCAUCUUCUUCCUCGUCUUCCACCACCUCAAUGCCACAGAAGACGACAUGAAUGCGCUGGAUGCGGAUGACGAUCUUGUCGCUGAGACAGUGGCUCCUCAUGCUACUGAGCCUGUUGAUGCUGUUGAUCAUGCGCAGCAUAAGCAUUAG
Penicillium atrosanguineum is the source of this 1773-nucleotide messenger RNA. RefSeq names its product peptide MFS transporter. Gene Ontology annotation, biological process: transmembrane transport. Lineage: Eukaryota; Fungi; Ascomycota; Eurotiomycetes; Eurotiales; Aspergillaceae. Gene Ontology annotation, cellular component: plasma membrane; fungal-type vacuole. Bases 1 to 1773 code for a protein of 590 amino acids. The record is from RefSeq and is a predicted model, not a curated record. The transcript is spliced from 3 exons. Gene Ontology annotation, molecular function: dipeptide transmembrane transporter activity; tripeptide transmembrane transporter activity.